AUUUGCUAUUUGAAGGAGCAUCUAAAAGUUUUGACAUCGAGUGCACUGUCAUGCGCCAAAUCAGGCACCGAAACCUUGUUAAAGUCAUUACAUCUUGCUCUAGUACAGAUUUCAAGGCUUUGGUUCUCCAAUACAUGCCCCUUGGCAGCCUAGAAGUCUAUCUACAUUCGGGUGACCAUCACUUGAAUCUCUUUCAGAGAUUGGAUAUCAUGAUUGAUGUGGCUUCUGCUUUAGAAUAUCUUCACCAUGGUUACUCGGAGACUAUAGUUCAUUGUGAUCUGAAGCCAAGUAAUGUGCUUCUAGAUGAGAACAUGACGGCAUACGUGAGCGAUUUUGGCAUCGCAAAGAUUCUAGUUGGUCUGAAUUCUUCUACUCUUACAGCUACUCUCGGAACCACCGGAUACAUUGCACCAGAAUUUGGGAUGGCCGGAAAGGUGUCAGCCAAAGCCGAUGUCUACAGCUACGGAAUUCUCCUCCUUGAGAUGUUUACAGGAAGAAAGCCUACUGAUGAACAGUUCGAUGGGGAUUUUAGUUUGAGGCAAUGGGUGGCUGAAGCAUUUCCUGUUGCAAUUUCAGAUGUCAUUGACAGCCAUCUUUUGAAUGAAAGCAAUACUACUCCAACUGAAAGAUCAGCUACCUUGAAUGAGCUGCUAGUGAUGAUCAUACAGAUAGGCUUGUCAUGCUCAAGAGUGUCUCCAAAUGAGAGAGUGGACAUGAAGGAAGUGGUUGUAGGGCUGAGAAGGAUACGACAGAAGACAAGAAUGAUAGAAGGAUAAUUCAAAUAUAUCCAUAGAUACAAUGAGAUUUAAUUCCAGGGCGUGACCAGCCAUCUGCUAAACUAGUUGA
Nymphaea colorata (pocket water lily) is the source of this 846-nucleotide messenger RNA. RefSeq names its product probable LRR receptor-like serine/threonine-protein kinase At3g47570. Gene Ontology annotation, molecular function: protein kinase activity; ATP binding. Gene Ontology annotation, biological process: protein phosphorylation. Lineage: Eukaryota; Viridiplantae; Streptophyta; Magnoliopsida; Nymphaeales; Nymphaeaceae. The record is from RefSeq and is a predicted model, not a curated record. The coding region runs from base 51 to 776 and encodes 241 amino acids. The transcript is spliced from 2 exons.